Molecule: messenger RNA, 2596 nt
Organism: Rubroshorea leprosula
Lineage: Eukaryota; Viridiplantae; Streptophyta; Magnoliopsida; Malvales; Dipterocarpaceae
Source: the annotation of a GenBank genome assembly
UUAUAUAGCCACGUAUCAAUCUGCACAAAGUCUUCUAUGAUGUUACUCUUCCGUUAUUUAUUUUGCUGAUAAAUAUACAUUCUUUGAUCCAUAGCUCCAGAAAUGGCAGCUGCACUUGUUCCCUCAGCCUUGGAGCUAAUAACAAGAGUUGAAGCUGUAGCAUCAUUGAAAGGGGUGAGGCUGGGGAGAGAUUCUAAAAAUGAACUCCAAAGGCUUAGGCACAACCUUUUGGCCUUCAAUGCUAUCCUUGAGGAUGCAGAGCAAAAGAGAAGGACCGACAGAGCUAUCCAACUUUGGAUAGAUCCGCUUACAGAUGCAGCUUAUGACGUGGUGGAUGUGUUGGACGAGUGGAUCACUACACUCGUGAAGUUGAGAAUAAAAGGAGUUGGAAAAACUUCUAUUCUGAAGGCUAAGGUAGGCUCCUACAUUACCCACUGUUUACAUACUGCCCAAGUUGUUAGACGUGAUGAUCUUGCUUUCAAAUUAAAGGAAGUCAGCGACAAGCUAGAUGAGAUUACCACUGAAAUAAAUCAGGUCCACUUAAUACUAAGUUUAGGGUUUCAACACAGCAGACGGAUUGAGAGUACAGCUCUUGUUGAUAUGUCAGCUAUAAUUGGUCGAGAUGAGGUUAAGGGAGACAUUGUAAGCAGUUUGUUGUCUGCAUCCACUGAACGACUUAAGACAAUUUCUGUUGUUGGCAUGGGUGGGGUGGGAAAGACAGCUAUAGCUCAACUUGUUUACAUGGAUGAGAAUGAUGUUGCCAAAACAAUAAUUAAAGAAGUUGAGCAUGUUAAAAGAUUUGAAGGAGCGGACUCCCUUGAUUCAUUUCCACUUUCUGCCCUUCUUGGUAGAAUUUGUAGAUCUAUCCACGGAAAGAAAUUUUUUCUUGUGUUGGAUGAUGUGUGGGGAGAUGACAUGCGACACUGGGAAGGAUUAAUCCAGACUUUCAAACAUGGUGCCCCAGGGAGUAGGAUUUUGUUAACUACUCGUAAGGAUACGGUGGCAAACAUGAUGGUGGACUCUCAUGUCAUUCAUUUGGAACCGUUAUCUGAUGAACAGUGUUGGAUGGUGGUUAGUCAAGGCGCAUUUUCUGGAAGGGGUGAUGAACAGUGUUGGAAUUUAGAGGAUAUUGGGAAGAGAAUUUCAAACAAGUGUAAAGGCUCGCCUCUUGCUGCAAAGAUUCUAGGAGGCCUCCUAAGAUUUAAGAGCCGUAGGGAAGAGUGGGAAAAUGUCUUGAACAGUGAAAUCUGGGAGUUUGAGAUUGCACAUCAAGAGCUUUUUGUUUUUCUACUGUUGAGUUAUUAUGAUUUGCCUUUGCAACUGAGAGAAUGUUUCAAGUAUUGCGCUAUUUUCCCAAAAGAUUUUGUAUUCAAUGGAGAAAUAAUAAUAUACCAAUGGAUGGCACAAGCUUGCUCUUUCUUCCAAGAUUUUCUGAUGGAUAAAGAUGGUCUAAAAUCAACAUGGAAAAUGCAUGACUUUGUGCAUGACUUUGCACAGUUUUUGAUGAUGAACAAUGGAAUUGUGAUUGAGGUCAUGAAUCCAGGAGGCAAUUCAAGGAUAGAUUUGCCUUCCACAAAAGCUCGUUAUUUGACAGCAUUGAUAGCAGAGGGGUGUUGUCUUCCUACUUCCGUUUAUGGUGCUAAAAAGUUGCAUAGCCUCAUGAUCAUUUCUGGAGAGAAUGCAAUAACCAAUGAAGCUGUGCAAAUCAUUUUUAAUCAAGCAAAACGGCUAAGGUUGGUGGAUUUUGGUUGCCAUAAUGCAUUAGUGAAUACAAUUCCAAAAGAAAUAGGGAAUUUGAUCCAUUUGAGGCACAUUAACUUGAGUGGAAGUACAAUAAAAGGAUUGCCCAGAUCUUCGCGUGACUUACAUAAUCUUCAAUAUUUGAAUCUCAACAACUGCAAAUCUCUUGAGAAUUUACCAGAUGAGAUAGGGAAUUUGAUCAACUUGAUAUAUCUAGGGACUCUUCAUUGCUACAAGUUAGCUUGUUACCCCAAAUCAGCUAGGAGAUUAACAAAUUUGAGGCAAUUAUGUGGGAUCGUGCUUAGGGCUGAUAGAAAUGAUGCUAAGGAAUUCGCUCUUGGAGACCUAGAAAACUUGAACUGCCUUCAUGAACUUUCCAUGGUACUAAAAGGAAAUUCAGUAAAUGACAGAGAGCUUAAAAGAGCCAAAUUUGAAAAUAAGCCAGAUUUAAAGGAAAUCAAGGUGGAGUGACAAGGAAGCAUGAGGCAGGAUGACAGUCAAGUAUGAAGUGCUAGUUCCGUUGGUGAAGAGGAGCAUUGUUCUUGCAGAGAUCAGAAGCUGCUGGUUAAUGUCUCACUACUAGUUUGUUGAAUUGAAUAUAAUCUUCUGUGUAAUUUUAUAUUCUAAGAUAUGCUAUGCAACUUGUUAUGUGAUGAUUGUGAUCUUUAAGGGUUCUGAAUGUUGUUUUUAGAGGAGUGUGAGUAGCUUUCUAGUUGUUCAACGUGAUCAAAGGAUUGAAUAUGUUGGGUAGAUAUGUAUAUGAAUGAAAGUUUCUUGGUACUUGAUGAGAAAGCGUUAAUGGAGUUCCAAUAUGCCUUCCUGGAGUGUUGUCUUUGGGCAGAAGAUCAAUCAUGAU